AUGACAUACUCACUCUUCAUCGGCAACAAACGGUACUCCUCCUGGUCAAUGCGACCCUGGGUUCUCCUCAAAGCCCUCAACAUCCCUUUUGAAGAAAAGCUCAACCUCUUCAAACCCGGCAUCCGCCAGCCCGAAUUCCUCGCUUUCUCACCAUCCGGAAAAGUCCCCUGUCUUCAUGACUCCGAAAAUUCCAUCGUCGUGUGGGAUUCACUUGCUAUUUGUGAAUACAUCGCUGAGACAUAUCCUGAGGCUUGGCCAAAGGAUGUUGCGGCGCGUGCUUUUGCUAGAUGUGCCGCUGCAGAAAUGCACUCUGGUUUCAACGCCAUUCGGGACGAGUGCUCCAUGGUCGUCGCCCUACGCAUAGAGCUAGGGGAGCCGAGCGAGGCGCUGCAGAGGGAUAUUGAUCGGUUUACUGCACUUUUUGAAGAGGGAAUUGAGAAGUUUGGUGGACCUUGGUUGGCGGGUGAGAAGUUUACUAUCGUGGAUGCUAUGUAUGCUCCUAUCGCCUCCAGGUUCAAGACGUAUGGAAUCGAGGUGAGUGGGAAGGCAAGGGGAUAUGCUGAGAGGCUAUUUGAGCAUGAUGCUGUGCAGGAGUGGGUGAAGGGUGGUAUUGCCGAGACGAGUAGAGAGCCUAUGCAUGAGGAGGAUUGCUUGAGGGGACGAAAGUUGCUUAAGGACUUGACCAAGGAGUAG
Messenger RNA from Fusarium coffeatum, 693 nucleotides. RefSeq lists its product as uncharacterized. The record is from RefSeq and is a predicted model, not a curated record. NCBI's taxonomy places the organism in Eukaryota, Fungi, Ascomycota, Sordariomycetes, Hypocreales, Nectriaceae. The transcript has a single exon. Gene Ontology annotation, biological process: glutathione metabolic process; L-phenylalanine catabolic process. Bases 1 to 693 code for a protein of 230 amino acids. Gene Ontology annotation, molecular function: glutathione transferase activity; maleylacetoacetate isomerase activity.